Messenger RNA from Apis mellifera (honey bee), 575 nucleotides. RefSeq names its product prefoldin subunit 1 (gene Pfdn1). Bases 189 to 569 code for a protein of 126 amino acids. The record is from RefSeq and is a predicted model, not a curated record. Gene Ontology annotation, molecular function: protein folding chaperone. NCBI's taxonomy places the organism in Eukaryota, Metazoa, Arthropoda, Insecta, Hymenoptera, Apidae. The transcript is spliced from 2 exons. Gene Ontology annotation, cellular component: cytoplasm; prefoldin complex. Gene Ontology annotation, biological process: protein folding.
AUAGUUUGUGCUGGCAUUAUACUACAUAAUUCAAGAUAUUCUAUAAAAUUUAUUUUUUAAUUUCUUUAUUCAAAUAUAUAAUAUAGAUUAUAAUAAAAUCCGAAAUAAAUUCAGUAGUAAUACAUAUAUAUUUCAUUAAGUAAUAAAUAACUUUAUUUUUCUUUAUUAAAAAAUUGAAUAAAAGAAAAAUGGCAAGAGAACCGGAUGAAGAGCUAAGAAAAGCAUUCUCACAAUUACACGAAAAAAUGAUUGAUACCACGCAAAAAUUGAAGUUAGCAGAUUUACAAAUUGAAAAAUUAAAACGAUCAAAACAAUUCGCUGAACUAACAAUGAAGGAAAUAACCUCAUAUCCAGAGAAUACUAAAGCAUAUGAAUCAGUUGGCAGGAUGUUUCUUUUAGACAAUAUGGAUAGUAUAAAAAUUGGUCUCAAGAAACGAAUGAAAAAUGCUGAUGAAAAAGUGAAAAAUUUAGAAAAUAAUAAAACAUACUUGCAACAAAACUUAAAAGAAUGUGAAAAUAACAUAAGAGAAAUGAUACAACAGAGACAAAAUAAAGAUACCUCCGGUUAAAUUUUA